Bombus terrestris (buff-tailed bumblebee) is the source of this 1053-nucleotide messenger RNA. RefSeq lists its product as uncharacterized. Lineage: Eukaryota; Metazoa; Arthropoda; Insecta; Hymenoptera; Apidae. The coding region runs from base 55 to 753 and encodes 232 amino acids. The transcript has 2 exons. The record is from RefSeq and is a predicted model, not a curated record.
AAUACUCUAUGAAUUAUUUCUUUUUCGUGCGUGCGUGUGUGUAAACAAACAGAUAUGGAAAAAUUAACACAUUUAUGGAACGUGAAUCAAUUUAUUACAAAAUUAAAUUGUUCACAAAGUAGAAAUUUGCAAACGUUUUACAUAGAAAGAUGUAGGCAAUUUAGUCGUGGAAUACAACUAUCAUCUCAAAAUUUUGGUCCUUCUGUGAUGUGCCCAUAUUGUGGAUCACUUUGGAAUACUAUAGAUCAUAGCAUUAGAUUAUCACAAGGUAAACCACUAUCUAAAUCCAUAAAAAAAAUUGUACACUCUAUGAAUAAUGGUAAGAAAAGAAUACCUGAAGUUAGAAGAAGUUUAGCAGAAAAAUGUUUAAAAAAUAAAAUGAACAAGUUGGUACUUAAAUGCUCAGUUUGUUCAAAAAGUACAAGAAUAUCUUUUAAUAAACCACAAAGGGAAAAAGUACAAAAGAUUAGGACAGAAAGUAUUGAAAGAUCAAAGAAACGGAAAAAGAAGAGGACCAAGGAUAGAACAGCUGGCUUAAAUGUUUCUGGAAUUUCAAAUUUGAAUGAGAAAAAUGUUCAAACCGAGGAAUUGAAAAAAACCAACAUAAAAAAAGUUGGAAGCACUGCAAAUUUUAUUACACCAACUCAGAAAAUAAAAACCAUUAAUAUAGAUCGAUUAAAAAACAUAAUAAAUCAAGGUGCAACACCUCCAAAAAGGAAGAGUUUACAUAGUUUUUUAACAGAGCUUUGUUGAAAAUUAGUUUAUUUUUAAAGUGUUUUAUAAAAUUUUCUAUAAACACAAAUUCACGUUUAUUACAUAAAAAACAUCUGUCACCCUUUUAUACAUAAAGCAAAAAAAGAAGACAGCGAGAAGAAUAAAAAAAUUGAUAUUUUAGUUUUCAAGUUCUAUACUAAAAGACUGAUUACUUUUGUACAUUAAAUACUAAACAAUUUUCAAUCUUUGUUUACUUUAAUCGUCAAUAAUUGUUCUCUACAUCACUGUCCAUAUGAUAAAAUAAAUACACUAUACAUGAUGUAUCAGAAGCGCAACUCA